AUGCUCAGAACUGCUGUAAGAUACUUCUCAAUAGGCAGUAUUUUGCGCUCCCCGGAGACUGUAGCUGCAGCUGCUGGCGCAGCCUCAGUAACGGCAUCUUCACCGCCCAGUGAUUCAGGUGCAGCCGUCCCAAUCACCACAGCUGCGAAGCUUCUACGCCCACUCGAUAUGUCCAGAUCUAAAAGAAGAAAUAUCAUCAGAAGAGAAAAGAGAAUGAAAAGACAAAUCAUCAGGGAUGUCAACAAUGCCAAAAAAUUGGAACUUCGUAACGUUAAAUUCCAUGUAGAUCCAGUUCUUGGUGACCCUAACAAUGAGUUCAUUCACAGAAUAAGAGCUGAACUUAACGAGGAGACAAACUUGGCCAACAACUAUGAACAAGAAGAAUUAGUGAAAUUACUUUACGGUGCUGAAAAGGCCGCCAUAACUAAGAACUCUAUACUGCAGAACAACUCCAUUCUCUUCAAUUCGAUCACCGACAUCGAACAGAAGAAGAAGAGAGCCGUCUUGACCAUAUUGAACAUGAAGAACACUAACCUGCAGGACAAGAAGAAGUUAGCAGUGAAGAUUGCCCAAAGAGAAUUCCAAAACAAGGAAGGUGACACUGGAUCAGCCGAAGUCCAAGCGGCUAUUUUAACAGUCAGAAUCCAUUUCCUUAUGGACCACAUCAAAGAAAACUUCAAAGAUAAGGCAAAUAUCCAAUGUCUUCGUGAAUUGGUGCAACAAAGACAGCGUAUGUUAAAGUACUUGAAGCGUCACGAUGCGGAAAAAUACUUCUACACUAUUAAGAAACUCGGACUCACUGAUGAUUGUAUAGUACGUGAGUUCAAUAUGGAUAAGAACUACUUGCAAGAAUAUAACGUUUGGGAAGACAAGGUGUUGGUUAGAUUAUCUGAUAAAGAAAAGACCAAGGCCAGGAAAAUCGACGACCUUAAGAAGAAGGUCAACCAAUAUAGAGAACUCGCAGGUGUCAGAGCAGAAGAACUUGCAAAGCAUGAAGAACAAAAGGCUACUAUUAGAGCACAAAGAGUGGCUGAAAGUAACCAUGCUAAGACCGAAAACUGA
This is a messenger RNA of Dujonia railenensis, 1062 nucleotides long. Lineage: Eukaryota; Fungi; Ascomycota; Pichiomycetes; Serinales; Debaryomycetaceae. The record is from the annotation of a GenBank genome assembly.